CUUUUUACAAGUUCCCAAAAAAACAAGCUUGUGAUUGAAACUUUGUGUGCAAAAAAUACAUAUACACAAAUUUUAUAAAUUCGUAAGAAACAAUUUAAGUAUGGAUGAAAUUAUCCAGCCAGUUUAUAUAUUAUUUACUUGGGAAAAUGUAUGGACUGAUUGUAAACGGAUCGCUAUAAAAGCUCUUAGUCUUUUGUGGCAUGUCUUGUACGCUAUUAAAAUAUCAACAGUGUUUGCAUUGACUAUCAUCGAGGCUUUCAUUGAAUAUCUUGAUGGCUCUUAUGACAAUUCUGCUGAAAAUGACAAUUCUGCUGAAAAUGAUAUUUCUUAUUUGGAAGCGUACGUGGAAACAGAAUUACAUACCCCAGUUGAGUCAAAAGAAAAUGAAAAAUUACCCCAUAAACCUGAACAACAGAAUAAUUCAAUAUCACUGGAUAGAACUAAUGACGACGAUAAUACUUCUAGUGCUAAUAAUUCGUCGGUGGUUAAUUUGGACGAAAAAAAGACACCUCCUGUUCCACAUAAACAAAAUAAUGAUUUUCUUCUAGACAAAAAAAUGAAAAAUGUAUCAGACGAGAAAGCUCUUGCAUUAUCCAUAAAUCACAAUAGUAAUGUAAAGCAACAUCUUUCAACUCGGGAUGAGAAUAAAACAAAAAUAUUGACUUUAAAAAAUCUACCUUAUUUUCACAUGAUGAUAAACCAUAUAUAUCUUCUUAGAGUGGUUUACACUACCAAAGAUUGUAUUUUAAUGUUAAACGUAAAGAAAGAAAAAGCGAUUAGAUCACUUCAAGAACACAUUAAUACUCACUACAUUUACAGUGUAGAGAGCAGUUAUAUCCCACAGGAAAAUGAACUCUGUGUUGUUAAAUAUAGUGAUGGAAAAUGGUAUAGAGGUGUUUGCAAUUCCAUUUACAAAGGCUAUGAUGGGAAACAGACUUUUUUGAUUACGUUACUUGAUUGGGGUAAUCAAGUUAUUACAAAAAUAUGUGACAUACGUAAAAUAGAGGAAAGUUUCCUACAAGAGAAUCCUUUGGUAAUCAAAUGCACUCUUAAAGAUUUCAUUAUGUCUGAAGUACACGUACGGAAUGCACGGAAACUUAUCAAUAAAGUUUUUUAUUGCAAUUGUCUAGCAAGACUUGGACCGUUAAGUUAUGUAAUAUAUUCAAGGGAAAUUAUAAGCGCAUUAAAUGCGUAGAUAAAUUAAUCGUAAACCGUUGAUACUAAAACUUUUUUUUCAAUUGGUUUAAAUUUUUCUUUUUUUAUUCUUGGAAAUAUUUCUAAAUAUUUUGUUAUAUUUAUUCUUAAUUUUUUUCUUUUGAUUUUGUACUUUUAUUAUUAGAGCAUUCGCUUAAACCAUCAUUUACAAAUUUUAGACUACUAUUUAUACACGUUUUGUUUUUAAUAUAUGAUUAUAU
This is a messenger RNA of Daktulosphaira vitifoliae (grape phylloxera), 1415 nucleotides long. RefSeq lists its product as uncharacterized. NCBI's taxonomy places the organism in Eukaryota, Metazoa, Arthropoda, Insecta, Hemiptera, Phylloxeridae. The transcript is spliced from 9 exons. The record is from RefSeq and is a predicted model, not a curated record. Bases 101 to 1195 code for a protein of 364 amino acids.